AAGAAGGGAAAAAAACCCUAAUGAUUACGUCAUCAACAGGCGACGUGGCGGUGCUUUUUGAGGACAACAAACGUGUCAUGUCGGCGGUGUAAACCAUUGAGGUGUAAAAGCACUGGACUCAUUCCUCUCAUAACCGUCGUGCUCUCCUGCAAAUGAAUCCAUUAAUUAGACGGAGGCUUCCGCCGUCAGUGAGGAGUUUUCUCACCGAUAUUGGUCCAAAAGAGGAUGAGAGGUGGACUGACGUCAAGACAGACACUGAGACCAAGGAUGGGAUCCUGCUCCCGGCCAGGGGAGCUGGAUCUGGGAAAGAUGAGCUUCUUUCUCCAGCCAAGAUCCAAGGGGAAAAGGAGGAUGAGACUAACAACAAGAGGAGUGCGAUUUGCAUGCUGUGUAAAUGUAAAGCCUCUAACUACACCUGUCCCCGGUGUAACCUUCAGUACUGUGGCUUGUCUUGCUACCAGAGCCCAGACCACUCUGUGUGCUCAGAGGAGUUUUACAAGGAGUCUGUUCUUCAGGAACUCAAGGAAAUGGGGAAAACAGGGUCUGAAGGCAGAAAGAAGAUGCAAGAGAUACUGUUGGGACUGAGGCACAAAGCUGAAAUGACACAUGGGGGGAUGGAGAAAUUGUUAAAAGAUGCUGGUAUUGUAGGUGAGGACACAGAUGAGAGGGGAGGAGAAACAACAACAGAGAAGGUGCAGGUUUUGGAACAUCUUUCCAGACUAGCAGAACUUCAGCAGUCUGGAGAUGGGAACAUAGCAGAGAUAGAAGCUAUCUUGAGAAAACUCGAGGAGAUGGGAGGAGAGCCACUGGUUGGAGCGACAGGUGAGGAUGCUGACAGCAAGGAAGGUGAGCCAGACUUGGCUGAGCGAUUGUCAGGGAUGGAUAUUGAUAAGCUUUCAGAGGAGGAGCUGUGGCAACUUCUUAGUGGUAAAGAGCAGGAGAAGUUUUUGGAUCUUGUGAAAGGUGGAACUAUUGGGGAGCUUGUACCCCUGUGGAAGCCCUGGUGGGAGGAGCAUGAAGAGAGAGGAGGAACACUUGUGGAGGUGCUUAAGGAAGAAGCAAGUAAAGCAAAGAGUGAAAACAUAUCUGUUAUAAAUGAGCAGAGCAGUGAUAAUCAAGUCAAGGUUUCACAAAAAGAAGGUCAGAACCUAGACAUGGUUAAGGGAAGAAAAGAAAGGCAAACAAAGAGUCAAAGAAACUCGUUUGUUCAACGAGUUCCUCCGAUUUCUGCAAAAAUUCCAAAGAUGAGCUCCUUGUGUGCAAAUCCAUCUCCUCUGGCUUGUUAUGGUCUAGUUAAUGCUCUUUAUGCUUAUACAUUUUCAUUGUGUCUGUUCAAUGGUGACACAGAUUCCCUGUUGUUUGAACUGUGUGAAAUGACACUUUCUCUAUCAGAGGCACUGAACUCAAACAAGGUGUUUCACUCUGUUCAAGAGGCCUUAGACUGUGGAGAAUCUCUUGUUCUGCACGGAGGUUACUUCGAUAGGCAGGAUCCUCUUGCACCAGCUAGGGCAGUGGAAGCUGUGGCUCACAUCAUGACUGGCAGAGAUAGGCAGGACAAGGCAGGAUACUGUCUGGCAGCUUUGAGCCAGCUGCGUACGGUGUUCUCUAAGACCAGAAUGAACUUGUCUAAAGAGAGUGAGGAUGGGGCAAAGAGACAGAAGUACUUUUUGGCAUGCAAAAAAUGUGAAUUCUUUCAAGCCUGGGUGUUGGAAAACAUACAGCAGAUCCAAAGAAUUGCAAUUGAAUUAUGGAGUGAACACAGUAGAAGAGCAAGUGUGAGAGACAGCUUGGAGAAAGCAAAGACUGUCGUUGAGAAAAACAUGAAGAAAGAGAAGACUAAAGGAAAUGUUAGGCUUAUUGAAGAGUUGAGCUAAAAUGUUUUUUAACAUGUCAUUGUAUUAAUGUUUGUGUUGUAAUAAAAUCAUAUUAAAAACCAGA
Messenger RNA from Nothobranchius furzeri (turquoise killifish), 1938 nucleotides. It is a transcript of the gene znhit2, whose product is annotated as zinc finger, HIT-type containing 2. The record is from RefSeq and is a predicted model, not a curated record. NCBI's taxonomy places the organism in Eukaryota, Metazoa, Chordata, Actinopteri, Cyprinodontiformes, Nothobranchiidae.